GACCCGAGAGUCGACCGCGUCAUGCGCGCGGCCGGCUUCUCGAGCUCCCAGGUCAGGGCCAUCGUCGAGAGCGCUGUCACUUCGUCGAAGAGAUCAAGAUCAAGUACGGCAGGUUGCGACGUCCUCGCGACAUGUCCAGCUCCGGUUUCGGACAUGAUUAGGGCUGGACAAGACAGAAGUGAGUGCCAAGCUAGCAAUGCAAAAACAGGAGCAGGAGGGCGACCGACCAUCUUUGGCGCAUCGACGGCGAGCAUUCCUCCGUGGCUCCGCCGCUACAAAGAUACAACUUGCGUCAGGUCAACAUACUGCGGCGCCAGUCUUCAGGCAGACGCUGCUUGCCGCCGGCCGAAGUUCACGGAGCUCACCGCGACAAAUCUCAAUAUCCUCUGCAACGCGCUCCAGCUGCGCGUUCCGCGUCACGGGAACAUCAUCCCCGGCAUAUCGUGCACGGUGCUCCGGUGCAGAUCCGGCGUGACGAGGACUAUUCCUAGCUCGUUGUCCUCGACGAAAGCGACCUGCCUGCUCUUCCUAGGAGGGGACUAUGGCGGCAAGGUGGCAGUCGCUCAGGAGCUCGCGAGGCUCGUGUUUGGCUCAUACGCCGAGUUCACCACGGUCCAGCUUCAGGGUAGCCCUAACAUUCGCACACACAACGGCAAGCUCGCCCUCAAGAGGCAGAGAUCACCGGACAAUGACGGCGACCUCGAAGAGAGGCUGUUUGAAGCGGUCGUGGAGAACCCUCACCGCGUUAUAUUGAUGGACGGCGUCCACCUCCAGGAUCGCGAUUUGGAGAUGCACAUCAUGGGGGGAGGAAUGGUGAGGGGAUGCAACGGUGAUGUGGUCAGCCUGGAGGAUGCCAUCAUAGUGCUGAGCGCCUCUGACGUCUUGGACUCGAGGAGGUACGUGGCUUCACCUUCCUCUCCACGGGCGAAACGACGGUUUGGUGGACAGAACCGUGAGAAAGGUGAUGACGGCACGGAGAUGAAGCGUCGUCAUGGCUGUGAUUUGAAUGUUUGUCCAGUGGUUGAGGAAGAGGAGGAAGAUAGUUUGGCUGAUGACGAGGGGAUCCAGAAUGUCGUGGAUGGUGUUUUCCUUUUCAAUUAGCAGAGAUUUUUCUUGUUCAUACCAUUAUAGGUAUUUCGAACGAUUUUGAACUGUUAGAUUCCGCAUUCAGAAUUUGUUUUGUGUUUUAUUAGAAUUAUUAAGCAGAACUGUUUUUCGCUCCCGUUGUCAUUUCAGAAAACCAUUUUAUGAGAAGAACUAGAAAGUUUAUUUUGGCUGAA
Messenger RNA from Triticum dicoccoides, 1280 nucleotides. RefSeq names its product protein SMAX1-LIKE 3-like. The coding region runs from base 22 to 1101 and encodes 359 amino acids. NCBI's taxonomy places the organism in Eukaryota, Viridiplantae, Streptophyta, Magnoliopsida, Poales, Poaceae. The record is from RefSeq and is a predicted model, not a curated record. The transcript has 3 exons.